GAAAUUUUAGGGGCAGCAUAAGGUGCAUAUCACUAUUCGUAGAAAUUGCAAAAUGUUUGAAGACAAUUUGAUGGAUCAACCUCUAACCGAGGAUCAAAACGAGAGUUCUCUGAGGUUGAGAAGAUGUUAAAGCAAGAGCAAGAAGAGUUUGAGGUUGUCCGUACCCUGCCUUCUCAUUCAGAUUCCAUUGAGUGUGUUGGGUUCGCACCAAGUGGUUCCUGGGCUGCAAUUGGAGGCAUGGAUCCAAAAAUGAUCAUAUGGGAUUUAGAGCACUCCUUAGCCCGAAGCACUUGUGAGCACGAGUAUGGAGUGACAUGUAUGACAUGGCUCGGCACAUCGUAUCUGGCAACUGGAUCUAUGGAUGGAAUUGUGAGAUUAUGGGACUGUCGGUCUGGUGAAUGUGUCAGAACAUUCAGAGGGCACUCUGAUGGCAUUCAAUCGCUUUCUUUGUCAGCUAAUCGCGAUUACCUUGUCUCAGCUUCUUUAGAUCACACAGCACGUGUUUUCGAUGUUAAAGGAUUUUGUUAAGCAAAGCCUUUUUUUGAUUGCAUACGAAUGAGGUUGUCGACCAUCUAAGCGAAGCCCUUUUUCCGGGCCCAAGCCCAUGUAUAUGUCCUUGAGGACAGUGGGGGUUACGCCACAUCCAGAUUGUUAAUUUAUGUUAAGUUGUGGUAGAGUAAUAAACUGUUGCAUAUGGUUUUGAAUUUUGAAGGAUCAUAGACAAUCUGGAACAGAAAUUUGGAUUUUUAAGGUUACUUUUCCUUUUUAAUAUUAAUUUUGAUGUUCGUACUAA
Molecule: messenger RNA, 793 nt
Organism: Cicer arietinum (chickpea)
Lineage: Eukaryota; Viridiplantae; Streptophyta; Magnoliopsida; Fabales; Fabaceae
Molecular function (GO): protein binding
Source: RefSeq, a predicted model, not a curated record